UAUCGUCAUAUUGCCCAGCAUUAAUGGUUAGAUUGUAAGAGGAAGUAUCCAUGUGUGAAGGAGAACAUGCACAUUUUGGACAGAAAAGUCCCAGCAGAGAUGUGAAGUAGAACCUUCUCACUGGUAACUGUCACACCACCAUUGGAUCAGUUCUGUAAAGGCACAUUUUUCAGCCACCGAAUCAUGGGAUGUAUUACAGCUUCUACAGGCCAUCUUGUGUAAUGUUGCCCUCGGUUGGUGUAUCAAAACAUGACAGUGAAUAAAUUAUAAAAUAAUCCCAUUAAUAUAACUUUAAUCUCAGAGGCCCCCAGAAAUAUAAACUGAGCGCCUAUGUCAUUAUUUGUGAGGUUAACCUGUGGUUUAGAAGCACGAUUCUGCUUUCCUUAAAAAGUAAUGAAACUUCCUGUCUGUUCACUGUGUUUGCUGGUUGACACAGCCUCACACUCUCUAACGCUUCCAAAAUCAAGCCUCGCCCCCACAUUGCUUUAAUGUGUAAUCAGUCUCCUCCAGCCGCUCACUCCUCCAGCGUCCAAAGUUUACAGUUUCUUCAGCUCCAUGUGUUUGUGAAGAUUGGAAGUUUAACGGCGAAAAGAUGAGACUUCUUCUGCAAACCAUGAUAACAUGUCUGCUGCUGAGGUCAAUAUCAUGCACAACAUCAGCUCCAAUGACCUCCAUGGGAAUAUCUCACAUCUCUACAACAUCACAAUCUCCACCCAGCCCUGAUCCAACUACCACAGAAAUUUCAACUUUCUAUUCUACAUCUUCCACAUUGUCAAAAACUGGAACCGCCCAAACCAGCACCAACCAGGCCACUGACAGCUCUGUUGGGACUCCAACUGCCAACACAGUCUACAGUCCAACCACCUCCAUCGCCAUCAACAAUAUGUCCAGUACAGUCUCCAGAACCAUCAACAGCACCAUGUCCAGCACAGUCCCCAAUACUGGCACCAGCAGCAGCAGCACCAUGUCCAGCACAGUCCCCAAUACUGGCACCAGCAGCAUCUCUCUGAAAACAAGUGGUUCCACCAGCACCACCAAAACCCCUUCUGACAUCACCACAGUGACACAGAAGGAACACGGGCCUGAAGGUCUGAGCUCAAGUUCAAUUACCAUCAUCACUAUUACAGUGAUCCUCCUGGUUGUCAUUAUCCUGGGAGGGCUGUGUUAUUACAAGAUCAGGAGAGCAUCGUAUGGCCGUUUGCUGGAGAGUCAUGAAACUCUUGGAAAUUUCACCAACCCCAUGUAUGACCCUUGAAUUUUACUGAUGGAUCUCCAGAACCUAAAGCUCUGGAGGAAAAGGUCCCAAUGAGAGCAGUUAACAGUAACCUAACAAGUUGCUCCACCUCUACAAUGCCCUUCAGUGCUGCAGGCAUGAGAGGACGGUGGUUACUAAACUCUGAGACUUGAAAACUAAUGUGGUUUAUCUCUGCUCAAGGGACCAUUUUAACUCAUGAUGCACUUUUUAACUUUCCGACUAGUGUGAAUUCAAAAACAUGCGGGGUAAAAAGUGAAUUUAAAUUUAUUAAGAGCUCUAUAUUCUAAGUUAUUUUUCCCAAAAGGUUCGGAAAUCAAUAAUAAGCUGUUUAUCAUCCUCAGUUCUCUGGUUUGGUCCCAUUGCUCAUCUCAGGAAAUGCUGUUUAUCUUCAGACAUGAACAAUGGAGCACAUCCAGCUUUGGUUGAUCUUUCAAAGCCUGUAUGACUGAAUUUAGAGACUUAACCAAAUUAUCAGGCAAAACUGCAGCAACCAAUGUAAUCCCACAAUGUAUGGUGAAACCCACUGGGCUCAGAAAGAGAAAAAUAUGUCAGACUGUCAGAGUAGUUAUACUUUAGUGUACUUAAGGGUGGAGCUAGAAGUUUUUAUAUGGGGAGGCGAGAGGGGGGCAGAACACUUAGGAGGAGGGGGGGCAGUGAGAACAGCAGAGUGGAAGGCCAUUACAAAUGAAAGGGUCAAAAAUAUGUAUUUCUAACAGUUUUUGUUGUUAUUGCUUUUAUUUCAUUCAAAAGAAAAGCUGUUGUUAUUUUUGCAAUGCUUACAGAAGCUUGUAUCGAUGACUUCUUUGUCAAAAUUGAGACUUAUACCAAUGCUUUUUUCACACCCUGAAGCUCUGCCCCUGGUUUGGGUACAUCCUGCUGCUGCGGAGUGUUCUGUGGAGCUGAAGUAUUAUUUUAACCCUUGUGUUAUCCUAGGCAUGUUUACAUUAAAAGUGGGGUCAUCUGGACCCCACAAAACUGAACUUUUCCUUCCAAGGAUUAUUUAUCUUCACUGGUGUCAAUGGCAGACAUAAAAUCCAGUCCACUUUUGUCAUGGGAGGAUCACACAUCAUCAUAAGGGUCGGGUCAUCUGGACCCCAUAAGUGAGCACGAGGGUUAAAAGUAUUACUCAUGAAGAACACAGAGACAAACCCUCACUAAGAGGCAGGAGUAUUUAAUGCUGGAUUUUUAAAUUUAGUCAUAUUCAAGGGCUAAAAAGAUGAAUUUGUUUUAGAGGAAUUUAUCAUUUGUGAAGAGUGCAUUGAAAAUAGUGUUCAGGAAAUAUGUUAGGAUAAAAAUUGUAAUACAAAUUAACCAUUUAACAACAGUGUGGAUGUUCUUUGAUUUACUAUAAUGUUUUUAAUUGUUAACACACCGUAAUAAAGACUUUAUGUUUAAGCAUCAUAGACAAUCUCUCAGGUAUUAAAGGGUUAAAUGUUUUAUUUAGUCACUGUAAUGUUUUUGUGAUCUUUUGAUGUAUAAAAAGGUAAUUAAAUGAUGUUACUUUGGACUA
This is a messenger RNA of Oryzias melastigma (Indian medaka), 2765 nucleotides long. RefSeq names its product prostate androgen-regulated mucin-like protein 1 (gene parm1). Gene Ontology annotation, cellular component: Golgi apparatus; plasma membrane; late endosome. Bases 593 to 1255 code for a protein of 220 amino acids. The record is from RefSeq and is a predicted model, not a curated record. Lineage: Eukaryota; Metazoa; Chordata; Actinopteri; Beloniformes; Adrianichthyidae. The transcript is spliced from 4 exons.